AUGGCUAGUGAUCAAGAAAACUCACAAGAUGCAAAUGCUCCUGAUGAUACUUCAGAAAAAGAAAUUACACGAGGCAUCACUAUUAUGAAGAGUAUCAUUCGUGAUAGAGAUAAAGCAGUAACAUAUAAUGUAAAUUGGAAUGCUGAUAACCAACUAAUUGGGUCUAAUGCUGCAAAGUUGGCAAGCUACAUUGGUACACUUGUUCGUAUGCACAUUCCAAUCACUGCUACAAGAUGGAGUAAUAAAGAGUUGGGUAGCGCUAAAGAUAAGAUUUGGACUGAGAUACUGAUACAACUAUCCGAAAAAAGUAUAUACUUCAAUUGGCCGGAAAAAGACACAGAGGGUGGAGAACAAGAAGAAUGGGUUGCUUUUGUAGCCCAAAGAAGAGACGAAAAUUUCAAGAAAGUGAGUGCCACAAAUCGCGAGAGAGCGUCAAAUCCCACGUAUGCAUACAAAAAAGGGCGUUUGGGAUAUGCACGCUUAGAGGAAAAAAUUUUAGACGAGACGAAAAGUGACGCAACAUCACUUCCGCCACAUGUUUUGUGGAAAGAAGCUCGUGUGGGAAAGGAUGGAACUGUUAGGGAUGACGUUCAACAUAUUUAUGAUGAAUGUGAGACCCUAUCUCAAUCGAUAAGCACAGCUGAGGACCAGGAGAACAGGAGCGUACUUAGUAGAGCACUAAAUGUUCCUGAGUAUCCCGGUCGGGUGAGGGGUAAAGGGCAUGGUUGUACUCCAACUUCCUUGUAUAAGAAUCCAAGGAGAAGAAAUCCUAGCAAUCAAGAAGUGAUGGAGACGUUGUAG
This is a messenger RNA of Lathyrus oleraceus (garden pea), 801 nucleotides long. RefSeq lists its product as uncharacterized. Lineage: Eukaryota; Viridiplantae; Streptophyta; Magnoliopsida; Fabales; Fabaceae. The record is from RefSeq and is a predicted model, not a curated record. Bases 1 to 801 code for a protein of 266 amino acids. The transcript is spliced from 5 exons.